Messenger RNA from Acromyrmex echinatior (Panamanian leafcutter ant), 1737 nucleotides. It is a transcript of the gene fuss, whose product is annotated as SKI family transcriptional corepressor fussel. Gene Ontology annotation, cellular component: transcription regulator complex; nucleus; cytoplasm. Lineage: Eukaryota; Metazoa; Arthropoda; Insecta; Hymenoptera; Formicidae. Gene Ontology annotation, molecular function: SMAD binding; RNA polymerase II cis-regulatory region sequence-specific DNA binding; DNA-binding transcription factor activity, RNA polymerase II-specific. The record is from RefSeq and is a predicted model, not a curated record. Gene Ontology annotation, biological process: negative regulation of transcription by RNA polymerase II; negative regulation of BMP signaling pathway.
GAAUGGAUGGGCCGGCGGUGCUGUCGAUGCCGCCGCUGACUUCUUCACAAAAAUCGGCACAAUCGCCGCAACCGCAAUCGCAUCCGAAACAAAAUCAGGAGUUGCAGGUGGGUACCGUGUCGCUUUACGGGAUCCACAUCGUGUCGCUGGUAAUCGAGGGACAGGAACGACUGUGCCUAGCACAGAUCAGCAACACCCUGUUGAAGCAGUUCAGCUACAACGAGAUUCACAAUCGUCGGGUUGCGUUGGGCAUCACCUGCGUGCAGUGCACGCCAGUUCAGCUGGAGAUACUUCGUCGUGCCGGGGCGAUGCCGGUGUCCUCGCGUAGAUGCGGCAUGAUUACUCGCAGGGAAGCGGAACGUCUCUGCAAGUCCUUCCUUGGCGACAACGCACCACCCAGAUUACCUGAAGACUUCGCCUUCUCCGUACAUCACGAGUGCGCCUGGGGUUGCCGCGGGGCAUUUCUGCCCGCUCGUUACAACAGCUCGCGUGCAAAAUGUAUCAAAUGCGCGUACUGCGGCCUGUUCUUCUCGCCUAAUAAGUUCAUCUUUCACUCGCACCGUAUGGGCCCGACGGACAAGUACGUGCAGCCGGACGCGGCGAAUUUCAACUCGUGGCGUCGGCACAUGAAGCUGUCCGGUACUCAGCCGGAUGAAAUCGUGCAUGCCUGGGAGGACGUUAAGGCGAUGUUUAAUGGCGGCACUAGGAAACGCUUAUUAGGCAAUUCGAACGGCUCCCGAGAAUCGCCGAGUCCAGCGAAGCAGCCCAGAUCGUCGCCGACAGGUGCCGCGCAGAUUUCCACCCUGGUGCCGACACCGGCGCAUCCCCGCGUACCACCAUUCCCGGAACUACCUCUGUCGCUGUCCCGCACUCUCGUCAUGGACUACGUAUGGCAUCAACAGCAGGCGGCGGCGGUCGCCGCGGCCAAGACACCCGGUCCAUUCGCAUUUCCGCCCUACACCCUGCACCCUUGGUUGGCCAAGCGGAGUCCCGUUCUGUUCCCCGGACCGCUGCCGCCACCCAUAAGUGGUUCCAGCCCCACGGAACCGUUGAUUCCGACUGUCAAUCCACCAUUGCAUCAAUCCGCGUUCCGUCCGGUGAUUCGUGGGCCACCCAUAGUCGAAUCAGCGAUCCCAGAGCGACCAACGGACGCUAGUCAAAAGGAGGACAACUCCGACGACGAGGUCGACAUCGAGACAACGGAGGAUGACCUUGUGACGCCACUCAACGCGAGUCUUCAGAAUCUUCACUCGGCCUCGAAUUCCGCUAUGAGCAGCCACAGCGGACGAAGUACAUCGCCGCAGUGCUGGAGUCCUCCUCGAGAAACGGAACGGGAAGCUGAGAAGAUCGCCGAGAAAGCCGCGGCUUUGCGCGACGUGAAAACGGAAUUGCCAUCGGCGAGAAGUCCCGAGACCUGGCACGGCAGUGCCUAUCGACAUCUGAUCGACAUCAAUGUUCUGAAGGGGAACGAGUCGACCGCGGAAAGGGCAGGCUCUAAUUGCUCGGCUUGCCGUCCUCCACGCGAUAUAUUUUACAGCCAAGUCCACAGUCCGUCCGCGCCGACCAAUUAAUCGAGUUGAAUUGGCUGAAUUAAUCGACACGCAGGAGCAGCAGAACGUACGAAGAGGAGGACACAUUUAACCCGAACCGUUCCGUAAGCUUGCGACACGUCCGUUGCCUUAAAGCACAGUCUCGUCGAUCUCUAUAUCCUCGAAUUUUAAGGGUUAAGGCGCAACA